GCCCAGGCCCGCGGCGCGGGCGGACCGGCUCGGGCUCGGGCGCGCAGGGUCGUCUUAGUCCUCUGCUGAGCAGCUGACAGGAUGGCUACAAAUAAGCCCAAGGGUCAGAACUCCUUGGCCUUACACAAGGUCAUCAUGGUGGGCAGUGGUGGCGUGGGCAAGUCUGCUCUGACCCUGCAAUUCAUGUAUGACGAGUUUGUGGAGGACUAUGAGCCCACCAAAGCAGACAGCUACAGGAAGAAGGUCGUGCUGGACGGGGAGGAGGUGCAGAUUGAUAUCUUGGACACAGCUGGGCAGGAGGACUAUGCUGCAAUUAGAGACAACUACUUCCGAAGUGGGGAGGGCUUCCUCUGUGUCUUCUCCAUCACGGAAAUGGAAUCCUUUGCAGCCACAGCAGACUUCAGGGAGCAGAUUUUAAGAGUAAAAGAAGAUGAGAAUGUUCCAUUUCUACUGGUUGGUAACAAGUCAGAUUUAGAAGAUAAAAGGCAGGUUUCUGUAGAAGAGGCAAAAUCCAGAGCUGACCAGUGGAAUGUGAACUAUGUGGAAACAUCUGCAAAGACUCGGGCCAAUGUGGACAAGGUAUUUUUUGAUCUAAUGAGGGAAAUUCGAGCCAGAAAGAUGGAAGACAGCAAAGAAAAGAAUGGAAAAAAGAAGAGGAAAAGUUUAGCCAAGAGAAUCAGAGAAAGAUGCUGCAUUUUAUAAUCAAAGCCCAACUCCUUUCUUACCUUGACAUACUAAUAAAUAUAAUUUAUAAGUGUUGCCAUUGAAGGCUCAGUGACUGGAGUUACUUUAGCAUUUUGGAAAUUGUUAUGUAUCACUAAAAGCAUGAAUUGGAACUGCACUGAAAGUCAAAUUCACUUCAAAAAGAAAUUAAUGUGGCUUCACCAAGAAGCGAGUUCAGCUUAUUUCAUAACUGCUGAUGCGUAUGAGCCCUGAAGGUAGCGUGUGGGGUAGUGUUUCUUGGGCAUUCCUUCCUGAACUGUUAAAUCAGAGGUGAGGUGGGGCAGGGGUCUCAGAGGACAGGCCACUUCCUCUGGUGUCUGACCACUUGAAAAUGGCUUAGUCUGCCACUGCCUGAGAGAGAUGACAGUUGUGAAAAUGCUAAGCUGUACCACUUCUUAAACCAUUAUUAUGCAAAAUAUUGAAGAAGGUAAUAGCAUGGUUGUUGCAUAUAGUAAAACCUGAGAGUCAUUCUUUGUGAAACUGCAUAGUUAUCUGGUGGUUAACUUAGAAAAGAGGUGUGAACAUGAACAUGGAAAUUUUUGAAUAUGCCUUAAUUCAGAAACUGAAAAAUAGCCAGUUACAUCAUUCUGGGUGUGUUGUCCCUAGCCCUGUGGGCCACUCAUGGCCCCAUAUGUCUGGGUGAGCAAAGAUCUCUCCUAGAUAGAGUAUAGCUAGUGUAUAGAAGAUUCUUGAGAAAUUGGUGUGUCUACUAAUAGUCUGUCCAAAUUGAAAAUAUGUGCCAUACUCUGGUUCUUAAGAGUAGAGUUCCAGAGCUCCUUUGCUGAUUUUAAUAAACUAUGCGGUAGUUAAGAAGAGGGCUAGAGCGCGUGUAAGACGACGCUGCACUGUGAGGACUUGGCACUGUCGCGUGUGUGAGCGAACCCUCUCUCCCGGGUGCUGGUCCUGGCAGUGACCUACGCGUGCUGAGCGCAUUGGUGUUGCGGCUGUCGUCUCCGGGUGGCCAGGAGAGACCGGCAGCAGUGCUGACUCACCUGGGACUCACUGGUGUUUUGCCACCUGCCUCUCCACCCGGUGACACCAGGUUUUCGAUGUGACUGGGAGUCUUGGUGGUCCGCUGAUGUUUGCAAUGAAGAGUACAGGACCUUCAGUUUCUAAAGUUAGCAUGAGGCACUUAGACUUGGCAUACAGUGCAGGACACUGGCGCACGCCACGCACCCGGGAAGGGCCCACGCAUGCUGUUUGGAACGCAGUCUCAGUGGGGACAAACCAGUGUCAGACUUUUUUCCCCUCUGUGGAGCUAAGACAGUUGAUUCAUUAGUUUUUCUUUCUUGUUACACAGUCCUAGUUUCCAAAGGUCAGAAGAUGUGUUCAGACAUUCCAGGUAACAAGUAUGUAUGUAAAGUUACCAAACAUGGGCCUGUAGUAACUACUCUGAAUCUAGAUAUUCUCUCCAGCUUGUCGUAAAUACUUGUCCUUAAAGAGUUUGACUUCCUAUUUUCACAGGUUAUGCCAUGUGCAGAAUUAAAGGUCCCAGUGUGACACUGGCCAGCAGGCCCAGCAACCUCCAUGUACUCAGUACAGUCAUACUGAACCAGGGGGCCUAACCACUAACAUUGAGACUUUGCUUUGAGACCUUUCCUCUCCUGGGUACCGAGGUGCUAUGAAGCCAAGUGACAAAGAUGCAUCAAUGUCUUAGGCUGAUGCCACGACCCAAUUCCUUUAUUUGCAACUUGAGCCAUUUAAAGACCAAUAAACUUCCUUUUUUAAAA
Messenger RNA from Jaculus jaculus (lesser Egyptian jerboa), 2453 nucleotides. It is a transcript of the gene Rala, whose product is annotated as RAS like proto-oncogene A. The coding region runs from base 82 to 702 and encodes 206 amino acids. The transcript has 5 exons. NCBI's taxonomy places the organism in Eukaryota, Metazoa, Chordata, Mammalia, Rodentia, Dipodidae. The record is from RefSeq and is a predicted model, not a curated record. Gene Ontology annotation, biological process: Ras protein signal transduction; regulation of exocytosis. Gene Ontology annotation, molecular function: GTP binding; GDP binding; GTPase activity. Gene Ontology annotation, cellular component: plasma membrane.